GGUAAAGGCCAUGUCACCUCCUGGAAAAGUUCCCCGGAAGGAAAACCUGGGGCUCCAGUGUGAGUGGGGGUCCUGCUCCUUUGUGUGCUCGGCCAUGGAGGAAUUCUUCGACCAUGUCACUCAGCACCUGCAGCAGCACAUUCAUGGCUCUAAGGAGGAAGAAGAGGAGGAGGACCCACUUGAGGAAGAGUUCUCCUGCUUGUGGCAGGAGUGUGGCUUUUGCUCUCUGGACAGUUCUGCCGACCUCAUCCGCCAUGUCUACUUCCACUGCUACCACACCAAGCUGAAACAGUGGGGACUGCAAGCUUUACAGAGCCAGGCUGACCUCAGCCCCUGCAUCCUGGACUUCCAGAGCCGGAACGUCAUCCCCGACAUCCCUGACCAUUUCCUGUGCCUAUGGGAGCAUUGCGAGAGUGUCUUCGACAAUCCUGAGUGGUUCUAUCGGCACGUGGAUGCGCACAGCCUGUGCUGUGAAUACCAAGCUGUCAGCAAGGACAACCAUGUGGUGCUGUGUGGCUGGAAAGGCUGUACCUGUACAUUCAAGGACCGCUGUAAGCUCCGAGAACACCUCCGCAGCCACACCCAGGAGAAGGUGGUCGCCUGUCCCACCUGUGGGGGCAUGUUUGCCAACAAUACCAAGUUCUUAGAUCACAUCCGUCGCCAGACCUCAUUGGAUCAUGAGGAAACUGAGGCUCAGAGAGCUUAAAUCACUUACCUGAGAUCAUACAGCUAAGCAGCGUUUCCAGUGCUCCCACUGUUCCAAGAGAUUUGCCACAGAGAGGCUCUUGCGUGACCACAUGCGGAACCAUGUGAAUCACUAUAAAUGCCCUUUGUGCGACAUGACCUGCCCACUGCCUUCUUCCCUCCGGAAUCACAUGCGCUUCCGACACAGUGAAGACCGGCCCUUUAAAUGUGACUGCUGUGACUACAGCUGUAAGAAUCUGAUUGAUCUCCGGAAGCACCUGGACACCCACAGCAAGGAGUCCGCCUACAGGUGUGAGUUUGAGAACUGCACUUUCAGUGCGCGCUCGCUCAGCUCUGUCAAGUCCCAUCACCGCAGAGUACAUGAAGGAGACUCGGAGCCAAGGUACAAGUGUCACGUCUGUGACAAGUGCUUCACACGUGGCAACAACCUCACCGUGCACCUUCGCAAGAAGCACCAGUUCAAGUGGCCCUCGGGACACCCUCGUUUUCGGUACAAGGAGCACGAGGACGGCUACAUGCGACUCCAGCUAGUUCGCUACGAAAGUGUGGAGCUGACCCAGCAGUUGCUGCAGCAGCUACAAGAAGGGUCAGACCCAGGCCUGGCUCUGAGUGACAGCAGCCUACAGGGCAUUGUUCUAGAAACGGUGCUAGGGGAGCAAGGACCCGAGGAAGAGACCGAAGAGGAAGGUAGGGUUGUUGAGGGAGCAGCCCUCUCAGCUUCUCAGGACAACCCCAGUUCUGCCAUUCAUAUGGUCAGUCAGACAGACACCCAAGGCCAGCAAGACAUUGUCUACUAUGUACUGUCUGAAGCCCCAGGAAAGCCCCCACCAGUCUCCGAAACUCCCUCAAGAGAGAUGGAAAAGCUUCAAGGAGUACCUGAGGAGCCAGAGGUCCAGAUGGGCUGAGGCUGCAGAGCCUGGCCGGUCCUACUCCAGGUCUUGGAGUUUGCGCCAGGCAGGAAGCAGUGUCCCGUAUGCAGUCUUUGUUCCUGGAUGGCUUUAGAAGUGGUGCCGAGAACAGUGUGCUUCCUCUGACUCAGGAGGCAUCAUGGGAUGGCUUUAGAAGUGGUGCUGAGGACAGUGUGCUUCCUCUGACUCAGGAGGCAUCAUGCCAUAGACUCUGGGGACUUGGAUUCAUUGAGGAAACCCUACAUUUAUGUUCUCGUUGGAGAAGCUGUUAACAGGUUUCAGCGUACUCCCUUGGCAUGCUAGACAGUAAAUACUUAGUCUGCGUCCAUUCCAGUCUCCAGGGGUCCAUCAAUCCCAUCCAUCCAGGGACGACUGUUCCUUACGAGGGCUGUUUCCUCACUGUAAGUUAAGCAUUGAGAACCAGGUGCCAUUUAUCUCAAGGUUUCCUUUUACAUUCCAGAGACACUUGUUAUCUUCAGGGACAGGAUUAAAGAUAUUGUGUACGUGUGACAGUUGUCUUAUUGGGAAUAAAAGAAACACUUGGACUGUUACUUAUUCCCCAUGUUUGAUGGCAGUUAACUAAGUAACAGAUACAGCUGCCUAGAAGUAGAGCUGAAUAAUUAGGCUUCUCCCUUUAGUGAUGAGGAUGGGUUCUUUAACUGUCCUGUACCCAUUUAGUGGAGGAGGUCCACUUCCUCCAGAGCACCUUCCACCUCUGUGGAAGGAAGCUCCGUGUACUGGCCCUGAGUGAAUGCUAGCAGUGUUACAGGAUGGAUACAAAUGGCACCCGGACUGCACCCUCAGUUCUAAUUAGAAUCCUGUGCCUCUAGGGUAGGUUGGGGUGUGGGACUGCAAAAGAAUCUGGAGUGGAGGUGGGUCAGGAAGUCACUCCAGAGAAUGCCAAGUACUCAAGGGCCAGGAGUCAAGCUAGAAAAUUAUGUGUCUGUACAGUUUCCUACAGAGUGGAUCUAUUUUGAUAAGCUUAUCAUAUAUGUUCAUUUUUGUGUGUAUGUGUCUCUGAGUGUUUUGCCUUCAUGUAUGUAAGUAUACCACACUCAAGCAGUGUCUGUGCAGGUAAAAAGAGGGUGAUCAAUCCUCUGGAACUGAAGCUACGGACAGGUGGGUGCCGGAAGCUGAAUGUGGAUCUUUGCGAGGGCAACAAGUGCUCUAAACUGCUUAGCCAUCUCUCCACCCUCUUCUGUUGUGGUCUUGAAGUUGAAAUUCCUUAAAAGAAGAACCAUUCUUUUUUUUUCACAGUUGAAAAACAUUAGGUGUAGUGGCACUUAGCUUUAGUUUUAACAUUAGGAGGCAGAGGCAGGCAUGGGAUUGCUGAGGUUAAGGCCAGUCUGGUCUACAGAGUGAGUUCCAGAAUAGCCAGGGCUAUACGGAGAAAUCCUGUCUCAAGAAACUUAAAAAAAAAAAAAAAAAAAGUGUAGUAUAUGUGUGAGUGGACACAGGUCUGCAGGUACAUGGUAUAUGUAAACUCACCUGUUGGCUCGACUGGUUGGCCAGUGAGCUCCAUGCCUUUCUCUGCUGCUGCCCAGCACUAGGUUACUGACACCAUCUUGUGUAUAGCUUUUAUGUAAAUGUUGGGUAUCUGGACUCAGAUCCUUGUGCUUGUAGAGCAAAGCACUACUGACCCUGACCAUCCCCACUGGUACCUACUGACCGAGCCAUCCCCAUAACCCCUGUUCAUCCGUUCUUGAGCAUAUUGCCUGUUUGUUGUCUCUGUCAGUCGUAUAAAGGGAAUACUCUCAGGGGCCUUAGCUACUCUACAAGGAUGAAGCCUUCCUAAGCUGUCCAGGUAACUAUGUCUAAUUCCACCACCGCAACCACCUAUGCUUAGCAGGAUCUCCCUGGGCGCCUCUGACUUGGGCCUUCUGUCUUGUCCUUUGUAAACAAGGCCCUGGCAUUCAUUCCCAGCUCUUUGCUAAAAAGAUAAAGAAAGGAGCUGGACAGUGGUGGUGCACGCCUUUAAUCCCAUCACUUAAAAACAGCCAAGUGGAUCUCUGUGAAUUCAAGGAUAGCCUGGUUCAUAGAGUUCCAGGACAGCCAGGGCUACACAGAGAUCCUGUCUUGGGGUAAGAGUGGGGGGUAAUACAGACUGAUUUUUUUUUCUUUUAAGUUUUACUUUGAGAGGCAGGGCUUCAGAUUUUUUGGUUAUCUUCCUGCCCCUGCUUCCUAGGUGCUGGGAUUACAAGUAUGUACCGCCAUACUCAGCUCCUGAUUUCUUAUUGCAAAAACUGCCUGUUACAGAGGGGUGGUGGUGCACACCUUAAUGCCAGCAUUCAGGAGAGUCCAGCACAUGAGUUGGAGACUAGCCUGGUCUAUGUUCCAGGACAUCCAGGGCUGUGCAGAGAGAGCCUGUCUCAAACAAAUAGAUGGCCUUUAAAAGCUGCCUAAUACAGGUAGAAUUAGUAAAGAAAAAAAAAGAUUUUAUUAUCAAUUUCUAUUGAGUCUUGCUAUAACUUAGAUUACUAAAAACACAAAGAUAAGAACUUGGGACUUUGCUGGAGGGCCUUGCAGGCAGGACAAGCAGUGACAGAGAGCCAGAGUCAGAAGUGAGGCUUGGGGUGGAGCUCAGGAAGAUCCUGUUUAGCGUGGAAAAUGACGGUGGGGACGGUUGAAUUAGACAUAGUAACGUGUAGAAGUUCGGAAAGACGAUCCAGGAAGAGACUUCCUCCUAACCAAUAACAAAAUGAAGGCAGCCCUAGGAUUCCAGUGCCUCAUUUUCUCAUGAGCAUAAGUAGCUGGAAUUGAAAAUAUUGAACCCUAACUUCCAUGGUGUUUGAAGGGUUUGGUGCGAUGGGAAUACCAGGGAACUCAGGAGUUAGGAGCCAGUGUGCUGCUUCUGUGGGACAAGUCCACAACCUCAGAAGAGCACUUGACUAUUACAUGAAUGAAUACACUGCUCAGGCCUGGAGUAAAUGAGGAGCAUGGUCCUUUGUGUAUUGUAGCAGGAAGAGGUGAAAAAAAUCAUCCCCAGACCAUGCUGGGAACUGAACUCAGGUCCUCUGGAUGCAAAAGAGAUGAGCCAAAGGGUAUUGUGAGACUUCAAGUUCUACUGAGGGAAGGGAGGUAAAGAAACAGACUUUGGUUAAGACCAGCCUUAUCAUAUUUACCUCGAAAAGCUAUAAGUUUAGUUUCCAGUUGUGAUAGUUAAUUGUCAACUUGACCUAAUCUAGAAUCCCCUGGGAAGAGAGUCUCAUUGAGAGACUGUCCUAGACCGGGCUGACCCAUUGUGGGCAUGUCUGUGUGGGAUUAUCUUGAUUGUGUUGAGGUAAGAAGACCCACCCGCUGUGGGUGGCACCAUUUCCUGGGCAGGCAGAGCUGUAGUGUAGAGACAGCUGAACACUAGUAGGAAUGUGUGUAUUGGUCCUCUGCUCUUGACUGGAUGUGUGUCAAGUUCCUGACACUUUACUGCUCUGUAGUCUAUAACUUGGAAUUAUGAGCCUAAUAGAACCUUUGUCCCUUAAAGUGCUGUUCGAAGGAUAUUUGUCACAGCAACAGAAAUGAAACUAAUACACAGUAACAUAUAUAUGGACUGCAGAGGUAGCUCAGUGGUUAAGAGCACUUGCUGUUCUUCCAGAGGAUUCAGGAGAUCUGAUGCCCUCUACUGGCCUCUGUGAGCAUGAAACAUGCAUGUGGUACACAGAUAUACAUGCAGGCAAAACACACAUACACAUAAAUAAAAAUCCUAAAAGACAGAAAGGCUUUUGUACAGAACUUGACAUUCUGCAGUUUAAGAGAACCCCUCCCUUCCUAUCAAAGGAAAUAAUACCACAUAACAGAAGAGGGAAAAAUGCUGCUUCCGGGGCCAUGAAUGGAGCUCAAUGAUAGAACACUUGUCUCAAUGAUAGAACACUUGUUUAAAUGCUUGAUUAAAUUACUUUAUGUUGGA
Messenger RNA from Grammomys surdaster, 5514 nucleotides. It is a transcript of the gene Hinfp, whose product is annotated as histone H4 transcription factor. Gene Ontology annotation, biological process: regulation of transcription by RNA polymerase II; anatomical structure development. The transcript is spliced from 10 exons. The coding region runs from base 798 to 1610 and encodes 270 amino acids. Gene Ontology annotation, molecular function: RNA polymerase II cis-regulatory region sequence-specific DNA binding; DNA-binding transcription factor activity, RNA polymerase II-specific. The record is from RefSeq and is a predicted model, not a curated record. Lineage: Eukaryota; Metazoa; Chordata; Mammalia; Rodentia; Muridae.